This is a messenger RNA of Chenopodium quinoa (quinoa), 2532 nucleotides long. Its product is annotated as probable methyltransferase PMT2. The transcript is spliced from 7 exons. The coding region runs from base 198 to 2015 and encodes 605 amino acids. Lineage: Eukaryota; Viridiplantae; Streptophyta; Magnoliopsida; Caryophyllales; Amaranthaceae. Gene Ontology annotation, cellular component: trans-Golgi network; cytoplasm; endosome. The record is from RefSeq and is a predicted model, not a curated record. Gene Ontology annotation, molecular function: methyltransferase activity.
UAUAAAUAGAAAAAUUAAUUAAUAUCACAAAUUAAACGAAUUAUUGCAUUGUAAAAGAAAAAGUUAGAUCAUUUCUCAAAAAAAAAAAAAAAAAAAAAAAAAGAUCAUAAUCAUGAUCAUGCGACUAUGAUUUCGUUGAAUUAAAAAACAGCAAGAAUUUUUUCACAAUCACCAGUCGCAAAUGCUAUUGUUAAAAAAUGGGGACAAAAGGAAACUCAGGAGACAAUAAAGCCAGAAGCCCUUUAUCAGUUUUCAUUGUGUUUGGAUUGUGUUGUUUUUUCUAUCUAUUGGGUUCAUGGCAGCGCAGUGGCUUCGGCAAGGGUGAUCGAAUCGCGGUACAGAUCACACAGCAGACAGACUGCAGUAUCCUUACUGAUCUAAGCUAUGAGACACAUCAUGGAGGUGAACUUCUUAAUGAAGUCAAGAAAUUUAAACCAUGUCCUGAUCAUUUCAUCGAUUACACACCCUGUCAUGACCAGGCGCGAGCAAUGACCUUUCCUCGAGAGAAUAUGAACUAUAGGGAGAGACAUUGUCCUCCACAGGAGGAGAAAUUGGAUUGUCAGAUACCUGCACCUAAGGGGUAUGUCACCCCCUUUGCUUGGCCCAAGAGUCGCGAUUAUGUACCUUAUGCAAACGCGCCUUACAAGAGUUUGACAGUAGAGAAGGCGGUCCAGAAUUGGAUACAGUAUGAGGGUGAUUUGUUUAGGUUCCCUGGUGGAGGAACGCAGUUCCCUCAAGGUGCAGAUGCUUAUAUUAAUGAUUUAGCCUCUGUCAUUCCUUUGGAUAAUGGGAUGAUUAGAACUGCUCUGGAUACUGGCUGUGGGGUUGCAAGUUGGGGAGCAUAUUUGUUCAAGAAAAAUGUUCUAGCGAUGUCAAUUGCACCUAGAGACUCACAUGAGGCACAAGUUCAAUUUGCUCUAGAAAGAGGAGUUCCUGCUAUUAUUGGUGUUUUGGGAACUAUAAAGCUCGCGUAUCCCCCUAGAUCAUUCGAUAUGUCUCACUGCUCAAGGUGUUUGAUUCCGUGGGGUGCAAAUGGUGGACUUUACAUGAUGGAAGUUGAUAGAGUCCUUAGACCCGGGGGCUACUGGAUACUCUCAGGUCCACCCAUCAACUGGGAAAACAAUCAUGUAGCAUGGCAGCGUCCCAAGGAGGAGCUUCAAGAAGAACAAAGGAAAAUUGAAGAGAUUGCUGAGCUUCUGUGCUGGGAGAAAAAAUCUCAGAAAGGUGAAAUUGCUAUUUGGAGAAAAAGAGAGAAUUGCAGGGAACGAGUUUCUCGUGCUACUAUGUGUGAUCCACAAUAUGGCACUGAUGUUUGGUAUAAAAAGAUGGAGACAUGCAUAACUCCGUACCCUGAAACAAGUUCUCCUGAUGAAGUUUCUGGCGGAGAGUGGAAACAGUUUCCAGACAGACUUAAUGUUAUUCCUUACAGAAUAGAGAGUGGUUCUGUUCCUGGAGUCACAGCUGUAACAUUUCAGGAUGAUAUCAAACUUUGGUCAAAACACGUCGAUUACUAUAAAAGGGUGAACAAACUGAUUGAUACAGGAAGGUACCGCAACAUCAUGGAUAUGAAUGCUGGUCUAGGAAGUUUUGCUGCAGUACUUGAUUCCCCUAGUUUGUGGGUUAUGAAUGUUAUGCCCACGAUUGCAGAGAAGGAUACUUUGGGUGUUAUUUAUGAGCGAGGUCUGAUAGGAAUAUAUCAUGACUGGUGUGAAGCCUUCUCUACAUACCCUAGGACUUAUGACCUGAUACAUGCAAAUCGUCUUUUUAGCUUGUACAAGAAUAAAUGUAAUGCAGAAGAUAUCCUACUAGAAAUGGAUCGCAUCCUACGGCCUGAAGGGGCAGUGAUAUUCCGAGAUGAAGUAGAUGUACUUAUGAAGGCGAAGAGAAUAGCAGCUGGAAUGAGAUGGAACACCAAAAUGGUGGAUCAUGAAGAUGGUCCUCUCCUCACUGAAAAGGUGUUGUUUGCUGUCAAGCAAUACUGGGUCGCCGGUGAAAACAAUUCCACUUCUGUGUAACUUAAGUCUGUAAGUAGAAACAAUUUUAGUACAGUUACUGAUACAGGCCAGGCAACCACAAUUUUCGAGUAAUUUUUUGUUCACUUGAGUAUGGAUAUCGAAGCAAGGUCCUCAAUGUGCAGCAAGCAUUCACACCAUCCUUUUGUCGAGGUUUCUUGCACUCCUUGCAGAUGCACUGUACGCGUAUCUGCAAGUGCACUGCAUCUGCAAGUGAACAACUUUGCUUAGUGUUUUUCAGUUUUCUGAUGUAUACAGAUGCCAAGCAGCUAUGUUUUAUCUGUUUUGUCAUCUAAGAAGUAUAUUGUACGGAGUACUUUUUGUAUUUUUUGUGAUAGUUUUGUUUGUACUUUACUAGUGAGAGUUCUGUAGUUCCAAAUAAUUAAUUUUUGGUCAAUUAUUUUGUUGAUACAUUCUUUAAUUAAACAUGCUCUUAGGCUUCUUUUGGCCCUGUUUCACCAACUUUUGAUCUAAACGUUACUCAUUCGAUGACCAUGACUGAUGAUUGUGGUGCUAUAUC